CUCUUCAUCAUUAUCUGCUUCACAUAGACAUAAAUUAAAGUCGACAAGCCAAGCUUAUCUAAGCGGGAGAGGAAUGAAUCAAUCCUGAAACCGAACCCUAAUAUUUAGAGAGAGAAAAACCCUAGUCUUUUCCUUUACUCAUUUAAAUCUCCCAAUCGAUCUAGAGAGAGAAGAUACAAAGAUCUCUAUUUCAUUCAAUCCAAAACAAUCUAGUGGUUUCGAGAGAGAGGGAGUUCUUUGUCUCUCUGCGAUUAGGUGGAAUUAAGAACCGAUUCAGAACGUGAGCAAUCGUUAGAUUGAAAUUGAGGUCAAUCGCUGCAUGAGCGAUACGAUUGGAGAGGAAGCGAAUCGGUCUUCGCUCAGAUUGUAGGACGAAAAAUUGAGCACAUCAUGUCUGCAAUAGUGUGCGGCAAGAGAUCAUCAUCUUUCUUCGAAGACCUUCCAUCCUCGCCGCCCGUUGCCAAGAGAAUUCGCUGUUCUUCGUCGCCGGUUCGAUUCCCUCCCCCGAGCCCCACCACUGGUUCGCCGGCUAAUUUUUCACCAUCGCGCUCUUCGCGGCUCGAUCAUCUAACAGCUCUGUUUCCUGAUAUGGACAGACAGCUUCUUGAGAGAGUGCUAAAAGAAUGUGGUGAUGAUCUGGAUUCGGCUAUCAGAAGUCUGAAUGAGCUACGCUUGGGAUCUGCUGAGAAAUUGGGCUCUGCUGAUGGCAACACUGACGUGGAACAGGAAGUUCAACUUCAAACUCAAGGUUUGGCGACAAAUAAUGAUGAUGUUACUUCUACUGAGGAUGCAUUGGCUCAGCAAAACCUGCCGAUGGGUGGGGCAGAGUGGGUGGAGCUCUUUGUUAGAGAAAUGAUGAGUGCCACCAACAUAGAUGAUGCUAGAGCCCGUGCAUCCAGAGUGCUUGAGGUCUUGGAGAAGUCCAUUUGUGCACGUGCAAAGGCAGAGGCAACCCAAAGCUUCCAGCAGGAGAACAUUCUGCGGAAGCAACAAGUAGAAUUAUUGAUUCAUGAAAACACAAUCCUUAAACGAGCGGUGUCUAUCCAACAUGAGCGCCAGAAAGAGUUCGAGGAUAGGAGCCAGGAACUACAUCAUCUGAAGCAGAUGGUAUCUCAAUACCAGGAACAGCUGAGAACCCUUGAGGUCAAUAAUUACGCUCUUACGAUGCACCUCAAGCAAGCUCAACAAAGUAACUCCAUCCCGGGCCGUUUCCAUCCUGAUGUCUUCUAAUGAACCGAUAGAUAAUCUUUGGCACAAGGAUCACAUGCUAGUGUAUAUUUAAGUCCUACUCGGAUGGUAUUAUUAGUUAUAUCUGUUGGGUCCUUUGGGGAGUGGCCAUGCAGUUGCUGCCCUAUUUCAUGCCCAAUGAGUAAGUUUGGCUAAAGACCUCAGAGUUUGUGUUUCUCUGUUUCUUUUUAUUUUAAAUUGGAUUUGUUACUCACGAAUGUUGCAAGGUUUUAAAAAUAAUAGGACUCGCGUGUGUAUGCUUUCAAA
Messenger RNA from Cornus florida, 1494 nucleotides. RefSeq lists its product as uncharacterized. The record is from RefSeq and is a predicted model, not a curated record. Gene Ontology annotation, molecular function: ubiquitin binding. The transcript is spliced from 5 exons. NCBI's taxonomy places the organism in Eukaryota, Viridiplantae, Streptophyta, Magnoliopsida, Cornales, Cornaceae. The coding region runs from base 391 to 1230 and encodes 279 amino acids.